This is a messenger RNA of Saimiri boliviensis boliviensis (Bolivian squirrel monkey), 9895 nucleotides long. Lineage: Eukaryota; Metazoa; Chordata; Mammalia; Primates; Cebidae. The record is from RefSeq and is a predicted model, not a curated record.
CGCCACCUGAGGCUUGGCCCUAGCCCUGCACGGCAUCCCUCUCGGCUGCGAACCCUCUGCCUGCGCCCAGCCCAGCCACAAUGGGGACUGCUCAGGUUUUGCCUGGCAUUCUGCAGAAGCAUUGCUGUAUCUUACCAGACAGGAAUACAGAGUCGCAGUGCACGCUCUGCGGGGAGCCGGAAGAGGAAGAAGGUGGAGACCUGGUCCAGCCGGGCAUCAGCUUUCCAGGGCCGACAGAGGAGGAUCUAGACCCGCAGUACUCAUGGUCGCCCACGCAGCACUUCAAUGAGGAGCGCUACUCCCCGGCGCCCAGGAGCAUGAAGGGCCUCUCCGGAAGCCGGACGCAGCCACCGCUGUGCCCCGGGCACACGUGCGGCCUGGCGCCCCCCGAGGACUGCGAGCACCUGCACCACGCGCCCGAGGCGCGGCCGCCCUACCUGCUGAGCGCCGCGGACAGCUGCCCCGGGGGCCGCCACCGCUGCUCGCCGCGCAGCUCGGUGCACUCGGAGUGCGUCUUGAUGCCGGUGGCGCUGGGCGACCACGUGUCCAGCAGCACGUUCCCGCGCAUGCACUACAGCUCGCACUACGACGCGCGCGACGACUGCGCCGCGCCGCACGCGGGCGCCAAGAUCAACCGCAUCCCCGCCAACCUGCUGGACCAGUUCGAGAAGCAGCUGCCGCUGCACCGGGACGGCUUCCACACGCUGCAGUACCAGCGCGCGUCCGCGGCGGCCGAGCAGCGCAGCGAGAGCCCGGGGCGCAUCCGCCACCUGGUGCACUCGGUGCAGAAGCUCUUCACCAAGUCGCACUCGCUGGAGGGCUCCUCCAAGGGCAACGCCAACGGGGCCAAGGCGGACGGCCGCGCCGACGACCCGCACCACGGCCACCACGCCAAGCACGGCAAGCGGAGCAGGAGCAAGGAGCGCAAGCCGGAGGGCAAGCCGCGGCCCGGCACGAGCAGCUGGUGGAGCUCGGACGACAACCUGGACAGCGACAGCACCUACCGGCCGCCCAGCGUGCUCAACCGGCACCACCUGGGCCCCGCGGCCCACGGCUACCCCGACGCCCUGCAGAGCCCCUUCGGGGACCUCUCACUCAAGACCUCCAAGAGCAACAGCGACGUCAAAUGCUCGGCCUGCGAGGGGCUGGCGCUGACGCCGGACGCCAAGUACCUGAAGCGCAGCUCCUGGUCCACGCUGACGGUCAGCCAGGCCAAGGAGGCCUACCGCAAGAGCUCGCUGAACCUGGACAAGCCGCUGCUGCACCAGGACGCCAAGCCCGCCCUGAGGCCGUGCCACUACCUGCAGGUGCCUCAGGAUGAGUGGGGAGGGUACCCCACCGGUGGCAAAGAUGAGGAGAUUCCCUGCAGGAGAAUGAGAAGUGGGAGCUACAUUAAAGCCAUGGGAGACGAGGAGAGUGGGGAGUCGGACUCCAGCCCCAAGACGUCACCGAAGUCGGCGAUCCGACCGGAGCCGCUGCUGAAGUCCAUCGGGCAGAGACCGCUCGGAGAGCACCAGACCCAGAGCUACCUGCAAGCUGCCAGCGACGUGCCUGUUGGCCACAGCCUGGACCCCGCCGCGAACUACAACUCCCCGAAAUUCCGCUCCCGGAACCAGAGCUACAUGAGGGCCGUCAGCACCCUGAGCCAGGCCAGCUGCGUGAGCCAGGUGAGCGAGGCGGAGGUCAAUGGACAGUUUGAAUCCGUAUGCGAGUCCGUCUUCAGCGAAGUCGAAUCUCAGGCCAUGGACGCCCUUGACCUCCCGGGAUGUUUCCGAACAAGGAGUCACAGCUACCUUCGAGCCAUUCAAGCUGGAUACUCCCAAGAUGACGAAUGUAUCCCCAUGAUGACACCCUCCGACAUCACCUCCACCAUCAGGUCAACAGCAGCUGUCUCAUAUACAAAUUACAAGAAAACGCCCCCGCCAGUGCCCCCUCGGACCACCUCCAAGCCUCUGAUCUCGGUGACGGCGCAGAGCAGCACCGAAUCCACCCAGGAUGCCUACCAGGACAGCCGCGCCCAGAGGAUGUCCCCAUGGCCCCAGGAUGGCCGCGGCCUCUACAACUCCACGGACAGCCUGGACAGCAACAAGGCCAUGAACCUUGCCCUGGAGACGGCCGCAGCCCAGCGCCACAUGGCUGACGGCCAGAGCGGCUCCAUCCGGACCAGCGACAAAGCCAUCCUGGUGUCCAAGGCGGAGGAGCUCCUCAAGAGCCGCUGCUCCUCCAUCGGGAUUCAGGAUUCUGAAUUCCCAGAGCACCAGCCAUACCCAAGGUCAGAUGUGGAACCGGCCACGGAUUCCGACACGGAGAGCCGCGGCCUGCGGGAGUACCACUCCAUCGGUGUGCAAGUGGAAGACGAGAAGCGACACGGACGUUUUAAACGUUCUAACAGCGUCACGGCCGCCGUCCAAGCGGACCUGGAGCUAGAGGGGUUCCCGGGCCACAUCACCAUGGAGGACAAAGGCCUCCAGUUUGGCUCAUCCUUCCAGCGGCACUCCGAGCCCAGCACCCCCACCCAGUAUGGCGCGGUGAGAACUGUACGGACGCAGGGGCUCUUCAGCUAUCGAGAAGACUAUCGGACCCAAGUGGAUACCUCCACCCUGCCCCCUCCGGACCCCUGGCUGGAGCCCGCCCUCGACACGGUAGAGACGGGGCGGAUGUCUCCCUGCCGCAGGGAUGGCUCGUGGUUCUUGAAGCUCCUGCACUCCGAGACGAAGAGGAUGGAAGGCUGGUGCAAAGAGAUGGAGAGGGAGGCAGAGGAGAACGACCUCUCGGAGGAAAUUCUCGGAAAAAUCAGGAGUGCCGUUGGCAGUGCUCAGCUGCUCAUGUCUCAGAAAUGCCAGCAGUUUUACUGGCUUUGCCAGCAGAAUGUGGACCCCAGCGCCAUGCCGAGGCCCACGUCGCAGGACCUGGCCGGCUACUGGGACAUGCUGCAGCUCUCUGUCGAGGACGUCAGCAUGAAGUUCGACGAGCUGCAGCGGCUGCGGCUCAACGACUGGAAGAUGAUGGAGUCUCCGGAGAGAAAGGAAGAAAGAAAGGUCCCGCCUCCAAUACCAAAGAAGCCCCCCAAAGGAAAAUUUCCCAUCACAAGAGAGAAAUCCCUGGACCUGCCAGACAGACAACGUCAGGAAGCCCGGAGACGACUCAUGGCCGCCAAGCGUGCGGCGUCCUUCCGGCAGAAUUCUGCCACCGAGCGCGCGGACAGCAUCGAGAUCUACAUCCCCGAGGCCCAGACCCGGCUCUGAGGACGGGGGCGGCCACCUUCCCCUCGGCUGUGUCCGCUUUUUCACAAAGCCCUUGUACAGUUCGUUGCCUCCCCGGUGGUUUCUGUCUCGUUCCUUCCACUGAUCACGCCCCUGCGGUUCUGCCCCUUGUGCCGUGAACACAGUGGCACGCGGCCGGUGGCCUCGGAGUCCACGGAGCCCGUGGCGGGGCCGACUCGCGCUUUUCUCCACUGGUGGCCUGGCUCGCGGUCGGCUCUGAGGGACAGGUGUGGCGAGACCCGACUUCUCCCCCGUGUUCCCCGAGGACGGCGAGAGACGCCCCUGGAGCUGAAACCCAGCUUACAUUUUGUUAUUUCUAUUUUUAUAAAUUGUGUGAUAAUUAGAGGUAAGAAUAACACAUAACUAUAAACGGGUGCAUCUCACCACUCCCUAGAGGCAUUAGACACCCAAGUGGAAGGUGCUACAUCCUGAAGUGCAGGAAGGAGAGGCCCAUUCCCCUCGCAUCCGCAGGUCCUCUCCCGCGUCCGGGCCGGCUGCCUGCUCCGCCCUUCUCCUGUUUGUCACAAGCAGAAAACAUUAGGCUCCUCGCGUGAAGCUUACUGUGAUGGAAAGUGAUCUCUCCAACCACCAAACUCCCCGCCACACGGUUCUCCAAAACCCAGGGGUUGACAAGUCUGAACCCACUGAAAAUACCCAGCACAGCAUCUGCACAUUCAAAGCAGAAGCUGAGUGUUUUGAGUGUUCCCACGAGGAAGUCACCACAGAGAGAGGAGAGCCUUAGAGAGGGCUGGGAGCAUGAAGGGAAGGAAAUGUCCUUACUUCUAUGAAAGUCAUUGUAUUUUUUAUUUCUUUGUAACUUAAAAACAACCCCCAGUAUUUUCCUUAAGUUUCACUAUUUAUGCUACAUGGGAUUUUUUUAAUGUAUGUAUAUAUAUUCUCAAAUUGCUCUAUCAGCUGACUUUCCAGGGUAUCCUUAAAAAAAAAAAAAAAAAAACACAAAAAACAAAAAGUUUGCUUGUUUAAAAUGACAGUUGUGAUGCUGUAAAAAGUUUAAGAAAUAUGAAUGUGAGUGGUAAGUAUAUCUCAGUUUAAAUGGUAAAGAAGAAAUGUAGUUUACAUUUGUACUUUUCCAGAAUUAUUUUGUCCUAUGCAGUAUUGCUAAAGAAUAGAUUCCUUGCCUGUGUUAGACAUGAAGGAAAAAGAGGUCACCUGUUGCGAUUUCCAGCUGUGGAAUUCAAAGAAGUAAUUAGUGUUCACGACUCUCUGGUCGGCACCAGAGGAAGCUAGGAACAGCUCUCAUUAAUAGGCUUUCCGUGAGUGUAAUGAAAUUCAGCCGCCACGACCACGGUUCCCACAUAACUUCUGUUUCGCCAUUCAGAACAGUCUCCAAAGGAAAAGCCUCUCCGAUCUUUCCACGGGGUUACGGUUUCACAGUUCUCAUUAUUACUCAGAGUAAAGGCAGGCCUGCGAUUCCAGACAGAUGUUUCCACCCAAAUACCAGCUCUUCCUACCCAGCUUCACGGAGUCCCGUGUCCUUAGCCGCAGGCAGAACGGCUUUCCACGACCCGCAGCACUUUGUCUCUUCACUUGAUUUGCACUUUACAACAUCCCCGGCCCCCCUGCAGCGCGUCUGGCAGGCGUUGGGUGCGCCGCUGCACCAGAGCGUCCUGCCCAGCCGCAGCCUCUCGGCUGCCUCCCUUCCCGCAUCCCACUGCGCAUGGGACCCUUGGGAGCAGAGCUGAUAUCAAAGCAUGUUAGCUUCAAAGUUUUACUUUUUUAAAGCUGAGGAAAGAUUUCCCUGUAAAAACAAAACCCUGUAAAUCAAGCCUCAUAUCUGGUAUAUAUUUUACCAAACAGCCUUAAAAUAUAUUUGGAAGCAAAAAUCAGUACGAAUGUAUCUCCUUGAAAAAUGCAAAAAAAAAAAAAUUCCCUGACAUAUUCUUCUAUAAAUGAAUCCUAUUUCCCCAGAGUAUUCAAAGCAUUUUUCUACCUAAAUAAAUACCUAAAUCUUGAGUAGUGUACAGUAAUAACGCCUCUUCCUAUAUCCACUCUGUUAUGUUAAAACCAAUGUAUCUGAAAGUAUUGGCAUUUUAGACUUUUAAAAUGCUGUAUGAUUUCAGAUGAACUCUGCUGUUUAGAAAUAACCACAGAAAAGCGAAGUCAGUGCACACUCCCAGUGAAAGGAAAAGUAACACGGCUCUGUAUCCUGGAUCUGUUAAACAGACACGCCACCUCCUCACAUCGUCCUACGUACGGGCAGCUGAUAUGUUUAAGUCGUUUCCUUGAACUUACACAAAACAUAUAAAAACAAACUGUUAAGGCAGACAAUAAUAAUUUGUCUUAGAUCCCAGAUUCAAUGAUCCCUGCUUAAAGAAAAACAUGCCCUGGCUAUGGAUUGAUUUCUUAUGUUUUGUAAAUUCAUUGUUAUUUUACAAUCCCCAAAAGUCUUGGCCUAAAACCAUCCCUAAGUGAGCAGAUUAACCUACCACUAAAUCACACAGGGGUUGGUGACUCGACUUGGUGAAUGUGCACAUGCCCUGCUUGGUCCGCCAUGUUCCAAAGAUGAUGAUUCAAUGGUAGAACGGAUACCUGCUGCUAGACCUGAUGGAAUGUUACCUGUCCGCGUUACAUAACCAAGUGCAAUAUACUCAGUUCUCACGCAGGUGACAUUCUACCAUGAAACGCAGAAGAUAAGCCAUGUUUGUGUAUUGUACAUGUAAAGAAAAAUAAAACUGUUUAUGAUACUUGUGUUAGUCACUCAAGCUAGCUUAUUUCAGCCACUUCUAGCAGAUACAUACCAUGGAGCUCACCAUGUGACCAUUUCAUAUUUAAAAUAUAGUUCUAAUAAAGGAGUACACAUCCUUUGGAAAACAUGGCUGAAAUAAUGAUGCAUGAUGUUCUAGGAACAUCAUCCUAGAGAACGUGAUGUUCGCUAUAACCCCAUACCCGCAUUCCCUAAAGAUACGGCCCACAACGGGUGAAGCCCAGACACUUUCUUUAUACCCAACAAGUUGAUCCUGCUGUGUUGAAGGCUUUAGUUAAUAAAACACAAGUAUGAUAAACAGGACUUAGCAUUUAACCCAGGAAAGGAGGAUGCUGCUCGUCAGCCAGUGCUUUCCCCGUAACGCACCUCAUGCGUCCUCACGUGUUGUUACUGUGUUUGAAGUAAAGCGAGUUGUUAUCAAUGACAGUUUUUACAUUUUUCUCAGCAAAUUUACAUGACCAUCUUAAAAUGGUAUAUAAAAAAAUGAACUGUUUAUGAUACCAAAAAAAAUAGUUUUGUUUAAAAGGAAAUAUUGAUGUUGUCAACUCCAAUUCUAAAAACUUCAGGCACUGAAUGGAAAGGCAUAUGAUCAGAUAAAAGUAUCAAUUACAUGGAAGGUUAUCUGGGUUUUUUUCUUCUUAAAAAAAAAAAAAAAAAAAGACAACAAAAUCAGUGCCCUGCUAAGUGGAGGGAAUUUCUCCCUACUGGCUCUUACCAAAGUGGCCAGAUUGAUGAUUAGAAGACACAGUGGCAGAGCACACACGAGCACGGAUUCUGGUUCCUUCUCUUGGACUGCACGUCCUUGUGCCCCUGUCUUGAUUUUUGCCUUUUUGAUGCCGUAUUACGCACCACUCUUUGCAGCCCUUCAUUAGAAGGCCCUGCAUUCGUAAAUCCGCUCAUCUCUGUUCUUGUUACGUCCUUGUAGGCAUUGCUACUCCGAUCUGGGGUGGAGUUUCACAGGAAAGUGAAGGGAUGCCGGAGGCCUGCAGUGUCCACGGAAUGUGCUCUAUUAGGGACAGCUCUCCGGUUUGGGCCAAACCUUUUGGGCGCAAGUAGGGAGUAGGGGAGGCGGGUCUGAGUCUUCCUCAGGAAGGCCUUUUCUAUCAGCAGGACCUCCAUCCAGUCAGGCCAUCCUGUGGUCCUGAGCAUUAAGGGGCCAGGGGACCUCCUGCGAGACGCAGCUCAGGACCACAGGAUGGCUUGACUUGAUGGAGAUGUAAGAGGGUGUGCGCUGAUACAGACAUAGAAGCGUUACCCCAAACAGCACUGGUUCAGGGAGGGCACCUGGAUGCUGCAUUUGGCCCCCCACACGUCUGAAAACUGGACUCGCCUCACCUACGAGCACAGAAACAAGCUCCCCCAGCACAGGCCUAAGUACCAAAUUCCACGUGGUUUGUGCCUGCUCACUUCCCAGCCCCCUUCUGCUCAGGCCUGAACUUCACGUUUCUUCUGACCGCACAUUUAACAGGCUAGUUUAAAACAGCGGUUUCAGGCCACACCCCCUAGAAUGUUGGAGGGUUCCCUCGUUUUCGUCUGCAUGUCUGUCUGCACUUCUUUGUAGGCAUGGGUUGAAAACUUGAAAAUAAAAGGUUCCAAAACUUGAAAACAGAAAAUCACGAGCUUAAGAGAUGAAAAAGAUGACCCCUUUCCCAUCAGUAUCCGUAACUCUCUGGGCUAGGGCCACGCACCGCGCGUCACCUGGCGCCGUGUGUCAGCCGUAGCGCACACCACCCAAGGUCAGAUCAGACCCCCGGCUUCCCUGCGGGAGGCCCGUCUUCUUGCUUUUAGUUGGGAGUUGCAAUGCAUCAUUGGCCAUAAAGUGCUGAAGGAAAGGGUUGCUUCUAUGCAUUCAGCUGAAUGUCCCCCAGCACAGGGUGGCAGCACAAUGUUCUGGAAAUGAAGGAGAUGUUGCUAGGAAUCUCUAGGCUGUUUAAUCAGGCAACGUGGCUCUGAUUCACCCUUAGCCAGCAGCUCAGCCCACUUUUUCCUCUAUGUCUCAAUUGUUUUCUCUAGACAGGGGAUUACAGUUCCUGCCCCUGUGUCCCUCGAGGACACGUUGUGAGGAUUAGUGACAUAUUGGUUCUAAGUCCUUCGAGCUCCUGGAACAGGUGGUGAAAGUUUGAGUUAUUGCUCAAGAUUAGGCCCUGGCCUCUUGUGGAAUGCCACCCUCCAGCUCUACAGGGACCACCAGAGGCAGAGGCCGUGAGACUGUCUUUGGAAAGGUUUGGAAAUGGGGAAAUAACUACAAGGGGCAUUCUCCUAGCUUCUGGCUUUGAUUUUAACCAUUUCUAGAUGCUUCCGAGAACAAGAACCCAGCACCGGCCAGAAUCAGGCCACGUUUUCACCAUUACUUAAACUCAGUUGCCUCUUAGAUGAAAUGAGGAGAUAAAUGAAGCAUUUAAGGGAUGAAGGGAAAAAAAUAAUUUGGAAGCAGGUAGCUGCAUGCAUGGGAAACAGCAAAAACCAAAUCAGGCACACUGGCUCCAACCACGGAGAGUCUGAGGAUCCGCCACCAAUUCCCUCCUUCACAGAAUGCAGAGGUGGUCAUAAUUCCUCUACUUCAGAGAACGCAGACGUGAUCUGUGGGAAAGCUCCAGGAAAUAACCAUCUUUCAUCCUUGCCACACUGAAAAAUGUCCGUCAUUUUAUUAGCUGCUGUCCUAACCCUGGCGUUUUUAUCUAGUGUUAAAAUAAAUUAUUUCAAGUUUCAGUGUAAACACUUAACAGAUGACUUCUUUGCAGAGGAAAUGUUCGUUACCUACUAUCAAAGUACUUUUUAACAGAUUUUGUAUAUACACACACUAAGGUGACAGAGGUUCACCUCCCUACUUUCUUAGAUUUUAUGUAAUUCUUUUCAUUGGUGCUUAUUCAGGACCUGAAAGCCUUGGGCAUCUAAGCUUUCACCUACUCACUGGAGGAGUGGUGAUAAUGAAUGAAAAAAUUGACACCAGGUUUCUCAGACAAAUUUAAGUACAAAUUUCUCUCUCAAAUAGACCGUAGCCUCCCUAGAGAGUGUGUUGGUUUGUGUCUGCCAGUACAACAAAGGAUGCUCCCAGCUUGACAAUGGUACCUUACGGAAGCCACUCACCCAUUCUCUGAUUUACCCCCCAAACACCACCAUGACCCAGCCCCACUCAUUUGAAUAUUACAAUCAUAUCACUUUCAAAGGGCUCAGCAUGAAUGUCUCCCUCACUCCACACUCUAACUGGUUUGCUGAACUCAACAAAGCUUCCCCUUAAGAGCAGCAAGGGGGAAGGCUCCUUGCUAAUGGUAAGCCACUUUGCUCUCAGACAGGACGGGUCUUCCCUGCAGAGACACACCACUCAUCCCCCACCUUCCAUACUACAGACCAAAAUACCCAGGUGUGGCCUAAGGACUACAUUAAAUGCCUCCUAUAGAAAUUCAAGGAAUGUUAAAACCAGGAAACUAGGUGUUUAGUUCAAAUUUUUAAAAAGUAUAUAAAUAUAUAUAUAUAUAUAUAUAUAAAAUAUGAAAUCAUAUCGAGCGUGAGGAUGAACAGAGUGCCAAAUACUCAGCAUCUGUACAAAGUCACUUGACUGGAAUUAAACUAUUUUAUGUAAUUCUCUUUCUCAUGCUUUUAUGGUUCUUUUGAUCAAUUCUAUUUAGUAGCAUGCAGGAUACCUGAUCUGAAUGUGCAAUCUGCUAUUCAUCACCACGAUUUCUUACUUCUUAAUAACUUAGCAAAAUGUUGGUCAUUCCUUUCAGGCAUUUAAGGAUUGCUUUCUUUGUGUUCUUUUUUCCAUGACUUUUUUCACUCUCAGCUGACUGUAAGAAAAUAUGCACCAUUUCCUCCAUAACCUCCUGUGAUAAUGCUCCAUCUGAUUUCUGUAUCGCUGAUGUUCACCUCCUGUAAAUAGUUCUGCAAUUAAAUUUUUUGAGAAAAGUAA